Molecule: messenger RNA, 4392 nt
Organism: Heterotrigona itama
Lineage: Eukaryota; Metazoa; Arthropoda; Insecta; Hymenoptera; Apidae
Source: the annotation of a GenBank genome assembly
AUGAGUUCACCGUCGACUAAGUGCCUGAGGACGAAAGUGUGUGCCACGUUCGUUAAUACCGGAACGGAUGAUGCUACGAUACCGAACGGUGAACUAUGACACGCCCGUGAAAAAACGAUAACAACACUCCUAUCCUCCGAUUGACCAGAGAGACAAAACGACAGAUAGAUAGAGAGAAAGAGAGAAUAACGCAAUACGGCGGAAAGCUCCUGCUUUGUAUAUUCUUCGUGUGACACUCGCCUCGAGUGAAAUCAUGCUUCAGCCAAGAGCUACGUGAAGUACGCGAAACAGUGACGAAGGUAAGCCACGAAUUAUUUCGGAUAGGUUGAACGUCAGAGAGCCGCGGAGACUUGACAGGUCUGUUUGUUUUCGUCUGUGCCUCGUUUCUCGAUAUCAGCGUGAAAGGGGUGGGACGAUUACUUCCUAUAUCUCUGUUCAACCUAUAUAACCGCGAAUAGUGCCGUGUAUGUGUGGGAAAUGAGUCGCGAUAGUAACGUAAUAUCGCAGGUUGCUUAAAUAUUCUUGAUCUCUCCUCCGAUGUGCGCGUACUUUGAAUUUUCUCUCGUUCAUUUUCUUUCCUUCUUUCUUUCUUUUUUAUGAAAUAAGUCUCUCAAUGAAUCUUCGACCUUUCUCUCAAUCAGAUAGCUUACCGUGUUGUAGACUGAGAAUAUUUAUCGAAACGCUUAUGCGUUUCACGUAUCUGACAAUCGUACGAAGCGAUAUUGUUAUUUUCGUCAGGAAUCCUUAGUUUAUAUAAGAACCGUAGUAUAUCGGAAUUUUUGUUGAAAAGCUUUUUAAAAAGUUAACGUGUUAUUUGUGACACGUUGAAGUACUCGCGCAGCGUGUACAUUUACAUUUUGAUACAGUAUCACACCGCGAUGAAAUAUACAUUUUUUCAUUGAAUCAAAGUAAAAUCGGAGAUUUGACUUCAACAAUCGUAGUAUAUUUAAUUUAUAAAAAAAAAGAAUAUGAUAUUAAAUAUCAUAUAUUUACCUGUUUUAUUGUGUCAUUUCGCGCAUCGAUUAUUAGUAUGUGUUGUAAGUAAUUUUUUAUUUUCGAAGAACAAAAUAAGUAUUUGCGUCAAUUUGAAUAUAACUGAUAUUCGAAAGAUGAAUAAAAUAUCAGCUUUUUUAUCGUUUUUUGUGACACAUGUUUUUCCGCGUAAUACGUCCGUCACACUGCUACGAGGGCAAUGCCGAUGUUCUAAUUAUGAUAAUCAGAAUGAAUCAUCAGUUAAAGGAUUGAGUUAAAGGUGAUAGAAUGUGAAUGAAAUAACUAAGUACUUGUACGUAAUUCUUUUCUUAAUGCCACAACGAAUUUCGUUAAUGGGCAAUUUGUUAUUUCGUUCCAAACAAAUUUUCUAGUAACUUCAACAUUCAAUACGUAGUCGUACGAUUUAGUGUUAUUUACUGUCACGAAAGUAGGUCAACAAAUUUGUUGUAAAUAUUAAAUUGAUUUGAAUGACAUUUAGUAAUGAUAAGAACAAGUUCAUCAACAACAAAUAUGAACUGUACCAAUGUUUUAACUAAACUUCCUAUGUACUAUUUUUGGACAACACAUAUAAUCUAUUAUGCAUACAGGAUUUAGAUUAGAUAAUAUCACUCUUAGAGAAAAUUGUAGCUCAAAAUAGGUAUAUAGGGGUCAAGUAAAACAGAGCUAUUCUGUUCAUUUCAUUUCUUUUUAUUUUUUUUUUUUUUUUACAGAUACUGUAUAAUUUUCACAUUGCAUUGAUUUAUCAUUUUAUUUUAUCAUAUUUUAUUUAUUUUAUGAAAGAAAUCUUGUGAUUAAUGUUAUUGAUAAUAUUUGAUAAAUAUAAUUUUCAUUUGACAGUCAAUACAUUUCAUAUGAAUGAUAGUACUGAUAUCACAAUAAAUGAUAUAUCUUCAUUUUUUCUGAUAUUACAUCUUUAGCAAAUCCUCCAAAUGUUUUAUAAUUUAUAGUCUAGUAGAAAUAAUAAUUCAUACAAUAGCAUUUACUGAUAAGAAGAUAUAUGUGGGUAUAUAUGUAUAUUUUAUAUAGUUUGGUUAAUAUAUCGUUCACAUAUAAUACAUUUCAAUUCAUAUAUCUAAAAUGUUUACAGCAAUACUAAAGCAGUUAAGUAAUCAUUUUUUCAGAAAAAGGAAUGGCCAAUUUGAUGGUAACUACGUCAAGUAAGAAUAGUUCACGCAGUGCAUCACCUAACAGAGGAAAUACAUUGACCUCACCUCAACCAUUGUCAUCUACCUUGGAACAUAUUUCAAAAGCACGUAAUGCUUCACUUUCCCAAACAGGGGAGGGUAGUACAGGCAGUGGAAGUAGUGGUGGUGGAGGCAGCCUCAGCAUGAAAGGUAGUAGGCAAAAAUCACCAGGAACUGUGAUUCGAGUAGAUGCUAUGGAUGAACCAAAUACCAAUUUAAUCACUGCCGAACAAGACGAGUUUGUGCCAAAUAUUCACUUACCAACUGAUGAUGAAGGAGAACAAUAUCAUGCAACACAAUCGUUCCUAUCAAAUGGCUCCUCUGAAUUAAUAACUGAUGAUGUUGACUCUAACUCUGCUCGAGUUUGUCAAGCUAUUGAGCACAUUCAAAGUAAAAUUGCUAAAACACGAGAACUUAUAAGAAUAGAACAAACUACACGUGAUGAAAAUGUAAAUGAAUAUCUAAAAUUAGCUGCCAAUGCAGACAAGCAGCAGCUUACACGAAUCAAAGCAGUAUUUGAAAAGAAAAAUCAAAAAUCAGCGCACAGUAUUUCUCAGCUCCAAAAAAAAUUGGAUAGUUACACAAAAAAAUUAAAACAUUAUGAGUUAAAUGGUGCACCUACAAGUCACAGACAACCCAGAGAAGUGCUUCGGGAUAUGGGACAAGGACUUAAGCAGAAUAGUUUGGUAUUGGAUAACAUUCUAACUUGCGACGUCUGUGUCCCUGCAGAUGGCUCGACUUUUUAUGUAAACGAUACACCGCGUGCAGGUAAUGGAGAUAACGCUAGUGUUGAAGAUGAAAAGGCUCAUCAUGGGUCAGCGACGUUGCCUGGCGGAUGUAGUUUGGGAUCAACUCAUAGUGCCGCAGCAAUGAAAUUUCCAUCCGAAGAAGGAUCAGAAUGUUCCAGUGUCACAAGUGAAAGCGGACCUGGUAGUAGGGGGCAAGCACACACAUGUCACAGUAGUAAUAAUGCUGCACUUAGUCUCAAAUCUAUUUUCUCAGAACUACAAGAGCAUAGAGAAAAUUUGGAAAGAAUGAAAGACAAAUUAGAAGGUUUAAAGAGCUUGCAACAAGAAGUGACAUAUCUUUCUCAUGCUUUGCAAGAGGAACGUUUCAGAUGCGAGCGUCUGGAAGAACAAAUUAAUGAUUUAACUGAACUGCAUCAAAACGAAGUAGAAAACUUGAAACAGACUAUAACAGAUAUGGAAGAAAAAGUGCAAUAUCAAAGUGAAGAUCGAUUAAGGGAUAUACACGAAAUGUUGGAGAGUUGCCAAACUAAAAUUUGUAAAAUGGAACAUCAACAACAACAACAUCAACAAUACGUCACUUUAGAGGGUCUGGAUAAUAGCAAUGCAAGGGCAUUGGUUGUAAAGCUCAUAAAUGUAGUAUUGACUGUGUUGCAAGUUAUUUUACUUCUGGUUGCAACAGGUGCUGGUAUAAUGAUGCCUUUCCUUAGAACCAGUUGUACUAAGCCUCAUUGUUUCAUGUGCAGGGUGCGCAUAUUAACAACUACGUUUGUUGUAUUGGGCAUAGUAUUUGUGCUCAAACAAUGGCCUGAGGUUCAUGACGUCGGCAGUCACCUCAUGCGCCACCUUAAACAGACGCUCGCCGGUGGUAUACUUAAAUUUACCAUACCCUGUGAUGAAGAAAAAUUGUACACAUUGAUCAACAUUUUGGACCUAUUUAUCAGUGCUGUAGUUUUGGAGCAAUAAUAGUAGGUAUAUGCGUAAAUUGUUUCAUUUAUAUUUUAAAUUCGAUCAUAUUCAUCACUAUUACAUUAAAUCAGAUGAAUGAUCAAAUCUGUUUGAUACUAUUAACGGAAUUACAAAAUUCAAAACAUAUUUUGCUGUGCAAAAAUGUUUCACUUAGGAAAAAGAAAUUUAUUAGAAAUGAUAAAGAUAAAAGUGUCUUUUGUCUCUUAUGCAAAUAUUGUAAAUUUAUUUAGAAUAUUUUAAUUUCUAUUUAUGUAAAUUUGUUAAAAGAAAACAAUAUGCAUUUGAUAAUUAAUUGUGCGCGAAUAAAAAAGAAAAUUAUAAUUUAUAAUAAAAUAAAAAUUUCUAUGAAAAUUUAAAAGAGGCAGUAACUAUAACGCUGUACACUGAUAUUGCUUGAUUACAUACGGCACAUUGUUAGAAGAAUUUACUCUAAUGUCAUGCGAUUAAGUUCACUUUUACACGAAUCAUUGAUUAAUAUGAAAUUAAAAAAAAAAAAAAUU